Messenger RNA from Solanum dulcamara, 2405 nucleotides. Its product is annotated as pentatricopeptide repeat-containing protein At1g77360, mitochondrial. Lineage: Eukaryota; Viridiplantae; Streptophyta; Magnoliopsida; Solanales; Solanaceae. Gene Ontology annotation, molecular function: protein binding. Bases 224 to 1660 code for a protein of 478 amino acids. The transcript has 5 exons. The record is from RefSeq and is a predicted model, not a curated record.
UCUAUUAAAUCUGAUUUACUUGAAGUUGAUUUGAGAUUGAUUUAGGGAAAUGGGAUAUAGCUAUUUUGUUGUUUCAAUGAGUUAUCUCGAAUUUACAUGUUGAAAAUGAUUAGCUAGACAAUCCAUGUUAUUGAGUUUUUGGUGAGGGUUUUGGGUAGGGAAUCCUACCAUUUGUUACACGGGGUAUGUGCCACCUUCCCCUUCCAUUAACAACAGGAGGAUCAUGCUGCGACGACUUCAUCACAACUUGUGUGGUAGAACAAUGAUAUUUACCCGAAAGUAUAGUUCUAACAAAACAAUGGAAGUUAAACUCGAUCCACUGACAAGACUUUGUAAAAUUAUGAUGUCUUGCCCAAAAUUGGGCCUUGACACAGAGCUUGACCAAAGUGGGAUUAGGGUUUCACCGGAGAUGGUUGAGGAUGUCCUUAAGAGAUUUGACAAUGCUGGAAUGCUUGCACAUCGUUUCUUUGAAUGGGCUGGUAAGCAACAUAAUUAUGAGCAUAGUACUAGAGCCUACCACUCCAUGAUUGGUUCUCUCGCGAAGAUAAGGCAAUAUCAGAUGAUGUGGGAUCUUGUAAACGUGAUGAAAACCAAGGGAAUGCUUAAUAUUGAGACAUUUUGCAUAAUCAUGAGAAAAUAUUCUAGGGCUCAAAAGGUAGAGGAGACUGUAUACACUUUCCAUAUCAUGAACAAGUUCGAUGUGCCCCCCAACCUAGCCGCUUUUAACGGCUUAUUGAGUGCUCUAUGCAAAUCGAAAAAUGUGGGAAAAGCUCAGGAGAUUUUCGAUAGUAAGAAGAAUGAAUUUAUUCCUGAUUCAAAAACAUAUAGCAUAUUGAUUGAGGGGUGGGGAAGGGCUCCCAAUCUGCCUAAGGCAAGGGAAGUUUAUAGGGAAAUGAUUGAGGUGGGCUGUAAUCCGGACAUUGUGACUUAUGGGAUCAUGGUUGACAUACUUUGCAAGGCCGGCAGGGUUGAUGAGGCUGUUGAAAUUGUCAAGGAGAUGGAGUUCAGUGGUUGUAGGCCAACAUCCUUUAUUUAUAGUGUUUUAGUCCAUACAUAUGGGCUAGAAAACCGGAUUGAAGAUGCGAUAGAUACAUUCCUUGAAAUGGAAAAAAAUGGAGUUGAGGCUGAUGUAGCUGUAUAUAACUCACUAAUUAGUGCUUUCUGUAAGGUAAAUAAGUUUCAAAAUGUCUAUAGGGUUCUAAAUGACAUGCAAUUCAAGGGGGUGACUCCCAAUGCAAGGACCUGCAACAUUAUUCUCAGUGGCUUGAUUGCUCGAGGUGAGACUGAUGAUGCUUUUAAGGUUUUCCGCAGGAUGCUCAAAAUUUGUGAUCCUGAUGCAGACACGUAUACUAUGAUGAUAAAGAUGUUUAGUGAGAGGAAUGAGAUGAAUAUGGCUCGUAAAGUGUGGAAAUAUAUGAAACGCAAGCAAUUUGUUCCGAGCAUGCAUACUUUUUCUUCACUUAUCAAUGGAUUGUGCGAUGAUGCUGAUGCCCCUGGUGCAAGUGUGUUGAUGGAAGAGAUGAUAGAGAAAGGAAUGCGACCUGGUAGGAUGACAUUUGAAAAAUUAAGGAAACUACUUCUCAAGGAAGAGAGAGAAGAUGUACUUGAAUUCCUUCAGGAAAAACUAAAUCUUAUGGUCAGGGAGCCCUUGUCUGAUUAAGAAACCAUUUAGAUGAGGUAUUUCUGAUGAUUCGUGAUUAUAAUCUGCUGUUGUUGAAUCUGAUCUCUAGAGUCAGAAUAUCUAAGUGUCUUGUACUGUUUGAGCAACGGAUAAAGAUGUACAGGUCACAUAACAACUGAGCUUGCUAAGGACUUAACUUCAUCAGUGAGACUCAUUUGGAGCACUUUUUUACGUUGGGAAAUGAGGCCAGUCCUUGUUAGAUACUAGAGUUUGGAAAAGUUAGUUGCUUUCUGUUUUCUGUUAAUUAGUAAAGGAAACUUAAGCAAGUGAAAGAUGGUUGAUACAAGUGGGAAAAAAGCCAAGCAGCUUUACAAUCAAGGGUCCUCGAUCUGCAUACAUGAGCUGGUUUGGUGCCUCCUGGAAAGAACUAAUUGAAGAGGUGAAAGAAUGCUAAUGCUUCAUCUAAGGGGUUAUGUCAACUCUUUCCUCACAUCAAUCAGGAUUCAUGAUUCCCAUGCAAGCACCUUGAAAUGUAAGUCGACAAGAAGCAGCAUGAGCACAAGCAUCACUAGAUGCCCAGGUUUGAAAAUGAGCUAGCGCACGGACAUUCCAGAACGUUAGUUUGAGGGAUUCUUAGAUGGAGGAUCCAUUUUCUUUGUGCAGCAUUAACUUCUGUAUACUCAAAAGUUUUAGUUUUCAUUUUGAAGAACCAGAAAAAUUUCGAGUACCAAUGAAACCCAACAAAUCGUUCGAUACUCAAUGAAUAAUUGUGUAAGGUUUGUUA